UGUUUCAUAAAUUGGCUCAGUUCGCAAUAUGUUAGAUUUCUUCCAGAUUGAGGUCACACUUCCUAAACAGGGUGGAGGUUCUGAGGUAGUCAAAACAUGUUUUGCAGCAAAGGGGUUUGCUUUUGCUGCUAGAACAACUGAUGGUCCUGGAGAAUUUGGUUUUAAGCAAAGGGAUGACCAGGGAAGUCCCUUUUGGAGGCUUGUGCGCAAUGUAUUUAAAAAGCCUAAUAAAGAACAAGUUGAUUGUCAACAUCCAAAGCCCAUUUUGCUUGACACUGGGGAAAUGAAGCAACCAAACGUUUGGGCAGGCCAUUCACUUGUCAACAAUCUCGUUUCUAUAACCUUAAGCUUCCAGAAGUCAAUUGUUACAGUUUUUAUAAACCAACUUCUAGAUGUCUUUUUAGUCCAAUGGAGUUGGUAUGCCAUGGAGACAUGAUAUUUUUGGAUUACUCUUAGUUGUAUAAACAAACUUUAAUAACAUGGGGCACUUUUGCCUCUU
This is a messenger RNA of Mangifera indica (mango), 499 nucleotides long. Its product is annotated as neutral ceramidase 3-like. Gene Ontology annotation, molecular function: N-acylsphingosine amidohydrolase activity. Gene Ontology annotation, cellular component: extracellular region. The transcript has 3 exons. Lineage: Eukaryota; Viridiplantae; Streptophyta; Magnoliopsida; Sapindales; Anacardiaceae. Bases 29 to 436 code for a protein of 135 amino acids. Gene Ontology annotation, biological process: ceramide catabolic process; long-chain fatty acid biosynthetic process; sphingosine biosynthetic process. The record is from RefSeq and is a predicted model, not a curated record.